Messenger RNA from Jatropha curcas, 2656 nucleotides. RefSeq names its product serine/threonine protein phosphatase 2A 57 kDa regulatory subunit B' theta isoform. NCBI's taxonomy places the organism in Eukaryota, Viridiplantae, Streptophyta, Magnoliopsida, Malpighiales, Euphorbiaceae. The record is from RefSeq and is a predicted model, not a curated record. Gene Ontology annotation, molecular function: protein phosphatase regulator activity. Gene Ontology annotation, cellular component: protein phosphatase type 2A complex. Gene Ontology annotation, biological process: signal transduction.
GACGAAAACAGAAGAAAACAAAUAAUACUAGAAUAAAAUAAAAGGAGUUAACUUUCCCAGUCAACAAACACCAACGAGAAAGUUUGAAUUCUGGGUCUGUAAGGACAUGCUGCAUACCCAUCAAUCAUGAGGAAGGCUUUUCUUAGUUUAUUCUAUAAUCUUUUUCAUCUCGGCUUUCUCCUCUCUCUCUUCUCUAUACCUCUGUUUUUUUAACUUGCAAGUGCUUUUAUUUCCAAUUUUUUGAUUGUCAGCAUUAGCUUAUUUAAUAGCAUUCGCUGAUUAUGGUAGCCUUUAAUUCAGGGAAGCUGGUGGAUAAGGGAAUGUGGUGAAUAAAUCGUCUUUAAUAAAAGGGUUUCUUUUCUUUUUUUUUUUUCUUUUAAAUUUCAUUUUAGAAAAUUGGUUGCUGAUCUGUGCUUAGGGAGACUUGAAAUUUUUGGGUUUCCCAAUUCUAGUCAAAAAGUAGGGAUUUUGGAUAUUGGGUUUUUUGUGAAGAGGGAGUGAGGGAGAAGGCAUAAAGUUGGACAAGGGUUUCUGUUUUGCUUUGAGUGAGACUGUAGAAAUCAGGGAGUUCACCUUGAUGUGUGGGUCGAGAAGUGAGUUCGCUUUUGACUUUGUGGAUGAGAAGGAGAGUUUUGGCCGCUUAUUUGCUUGCUGUUCUUGGAAGUACAGAUUAAAUUAGCUCUUUGGUUGGGUUAAAAUCAUUAGUUAUUUACUUCCAUUUCUCUCCAAGUGGGUUUUACUUCAAUUUGAUGAUUAUGAGAAAUUUGGAUUUGGUUUUUGUUUGAUGGAUUCUCAUUAGUAUUGGACUGGGUAUUGAAGAUUUUUGGUAUCAGUGUUGUGUUUCUUUCAGAAGGUAGUCUUUUGCUUGUUUAUGUAAAUUAUGUUAAAGCAGAUACUCAGUAAGCUUCCACGAAAGUCGUCUAAAUCGACUGAACAUCGUGAUUAUGGUGGAAGUCUGGUUGGUGAUUCCAAUGCUUCCACUGGCUUAAGAAGAAGUGAUUUAGGGGCUAGUAAGUCAGUGAAGUUGAACAUCACAUCUGUGGCACCGAACAGUUCUGCUUCAGAUACAGGACAAAACCAUGGUAACAAGAUUCAGCGAGGUGUAAGUUUGAAGCAGAAUGGGAAUCUGGGGUUUUCUUCUUAUGAAGGAUUGCCUGCCUUCAGGGACGUUCCUAAUUCUGAUAAGCAGAACUUGUUUAUAAGAAAGCUCAACCUGUGUUGUAUUGUAUUUGACUUCACUGAUCCCACAAAGAAUCUUAAAGAAAAGGAGAUCAAGCGACAGAAUUUGUUAGAACUAGUAGAUUAUAUAACUUCUGUGAAUGGAAAAUUCACAGAAACUGUUAUGCAAGAAGUUAUAAAGAUGGUGGCUGCAAAUUUGUUUAGGACGCUCACUCCUCAACCACGUGAUAACAAAGUUGUAGAUGGUGUUGAGUUAGACGAGGAGGAGGCUUCUAUGGAUCCUGCAUGGCCGCAUUUGCAGCUUGUGUAUGAGCUUUUCUUGAGGUUUGUGGCAUCAUCUGAGGUGGAGGUAAAACCAGCCAAAAGAUACAUCGAUCAAUCCUUCAUUGUCAAGAUGCUGGAUUUAUUUGAUUCUGAGGAUCCUAGGGAAAGGGAAUACUUGAAAACCAUUCUGCACCGUAUUUAUGGCAAAUUCAUGGUGCAUCGACCAUUUAUCAGGAAAGCUAUUAAUAACAUUUUCUUUCAAUUUAUUUUUGAGACGGAGAAGCAUAAUGGGAUUGCUGAAUUUUUAGAGAUUUUGGGUAGCAUUAUUAAUGGGUUUGCUCUGCCACUGAAAGAGGAACACAAAAUGUUCCUUGUUCAUUCUCUAAUUCCUCUGCACAAGCCAAGAUGCUUGGCAAUGUACCAUCAGCCAUUGUCAUACUGCAUUAGUCAAUUUGUGGAGAAAGACAGCAUGCUUGCAGAUACUGUAAUAAGGGGUUUGUUAAAGUACUGGCCUAUCACCAAUAGUUCAAAGGAAGUCAUGUUUCUGAAUGAGCUGGAGGAAAUUUUGGAAGCAACCCAGCCAUCAGAAUUUCAGCGUUGUAUGGUGCCCCUGUUUCAGCAAAUUUCUCAAUGUUUGAAUAGUUCACACUUUCAGGUGGCAGAAAGAGCAUUGUUCUUGUGGAACAAUGAUCCCAUUGAGAACUUGAUCAUACAACACCGAAAGGUUAUACUGCCUAUUAUCUUCCCUGCUCUGGAACAAAAUGCUAGAAGUCAUUGGAACCAAGCUGUCCGUAGCUUGACUUUGAAUGUCCGUAAGAUUUUUGACGAUCUCGAUCCUGAACUGUUCAAUGAAUGCUUACUUAAGUUUCAAGAAGCAGAAAGGAAGGAAGAUGAAAUUAAAGCAAGACGUGAAGCCAAAUGGAAACGUUUAGAAGAGCUUGCUGCUCAAAAAGCUUCAAGGAACAAGUAGUGCUAAUUCCUUGCAAAUCAGCCCUACAUCUCUUCAGGUCAGUGAAGGGUAAAUUAUACUAAUGGUCACCUAACUUUGGACUUAGAUUCAUUCAGGUCAUAUAUCUUCAAUUUGUCAUUUUUUUUGUUACUAAACUUUGAUUUUUGUUUCAAUGGAAGGUCACCCACUGGAAUCUAGUUUUACCUGAAUGGUAAUGUGACAUGAAAAUCACAUAUUUCACCAAAAAAAAAAAAAAAAAUAAAU